UCAACCAAUCAUUAAGAUUCAGAAACCCGUCUAUGAAUGGUGACGCUAAAGCUAAUCGCAUUGCCAUUCUCUCUCUACAAUUUGCGUUCAUUUACUGGAGAAAUAUUUAGGAAUAGAGGGGUGUUUUGGGUUUUAAAAAGUAGACUGCAGUUUCCAAGAUGUCGGAAACAAAUGGAGAUAUUGCAAAAGAUGAAGUAGUCGAAGAACCAACUGAACAGGAAGAACCAAUGGAAACACAAGAAUCUCAAGAAACUGAAGAACCUUUAGAAAAAACUGAAAACUAUGAUAAAUUUCUUGGGAUGGGUUACCCCCAGAAAGUUGCAGAGGAGAUGGACAAAUUCUUUUCCAAUGGAAUGCUUCAAGACGAGGAACUUGACGAGCGUGCAUUAGAUGCCCUGAGGGAACUGAACGAAACGGAUGCAGUCGGUGUCCUGAAGCAGUUUUCUGACAGUGACUUAACCCAUGUAAAUAAUAAAAGCGCAUUCCUUUGUGGAGUCAUCAAAACAUACAGGCAGCGUAAAAUCAAAGGUUCACAAACAGCUGUAGAUAAGACGGGACCAGAUGAGGCUAAAGUUCAGGAAUUAUUAGCUAGUACAGGUUACUCACUUGAUGUGACGACAGGUCAAAGAAAAUAUGGAGGACCACCACCUGACUGGGAAGGACCUGCUCCUGCCAACACGGAGCUAUUUGUUGGAAAACUCCCAAGAGAUGUGUUUGAAUAUGAUCUUGUCCCAUUAUUCGAAAAAUGUGGACGAAUCUGGGACAUGAGGUUAAUGAUUGACCCAAAUACACAGAACAACAGAGGCUAUGCCUUCAUAUCGUUUUGUGAUAAAGAAGGUGCAAAGAAAGCUGUAGCAGAGCUUAAUGACUACGAAAUCCAGCCGAAUCGAAAGAUUGGCGUCACUCGAUCGGUGGCCAAUUGCAAGUUGUAUGUUGCACCCAUACCAAAGUCCAAGACAAGGGAAGAGAUAAUGGAGGAGUUUAGCCAACAUGCACCUGGUCUGCGAGAUGUUGUAAUAUAUCUGACUGAAGACCGUAGAAAAAAUCGUGGUUUUGCUUUUCUUGAAUAUGAAACUCACCAAGCUGCGUCUACAGCUAAAAGGAAGCUGUCUACAGGGCGUGUGAAAGUGUGGAAUGGAGUUGAUAUUACAGUUGAUUGGGCAGACCCUCAACCUCAACCUGAUGAGGAAACCAUGUCAAGGGUCAAAGUUGUUUACGUCAGGAACCUGACUGCUGAGGCCACUGAAGAGAAGAUACAGGAGAAAUUCAAGGAUUUUGGUGAAAUUGAACGUGUCAAAAAAAUUAAAGACUACUGUUUUGUGCACUUCAAGGAUCGUGAUGCCGCAGAAAAGGCAAUAAAUGAAAUGAACAAUGAAACAUUUGAAGGCAGUACCUUGGAAGUGUCUCUUGCCAAACCACCUCAGGACAAAGAUAAGAAGAAAGAAAGGCAAAUGAAAAUGCACAUGGACAAACAAAGGGGAUAUGGCAGAAAGCCGUUCUUUGAGUAUGGGCCAGUACCAUUCAGAGGAAGAGGAGGUGGACAAGGAAUGCGUGGACGUCCUCCAUUCAUGGGAGGAGGAGGGGGUGGUGGAGGAGGAGGCUACAACUAUUUUGGUGGAGGAUAUGAGGAGUAUUAUGGGAACGACUACCGUGGUGGGUAUGAUGACCCAUGGGCUGAUGACUAUUACUACGAUAGGGGUUAUGAGUUCGGAGGCGGUUAUGGUGGUGGAGGAUAUGGUCGUGGCCGUGGAGGCAGAGGUGGUAUGGAAGGGCGAGGUGGUAUGCGUGGGCGAGGUGGAAGAGGCAUGGGGGGUGGUGGUGGUGGUGGACCAAGAGGUCGUGGUGGUCGAGGAGGUGCUGGUGGAGGUAGAGGUCAGAGAGGGAGGGGAGCCCGUGGAGGACGGGGUGGUGGACGAGGAGGUAAUGUUUCUGGAAAACGCAAAUAUGAUGGCCAACCCUCAGGUGAUCCUAAAAGGGGGCGUACUGGAGGACAAUGGGGUGCCCAACCAAUUGCUCAACAGCCACUUGGAGGAAAUGACUAUUGGUACAAAGACACAUACGCCGGUGGAUGGAAUUAGUAAUUUUUUGUGAAUAUUUGGAUGUCAGUAUGGAGAAUGGCUGGACAAAAGGUGAAGACCUUUUAUUUGUGUGGUUUGUAGCUUUUGUCCUACACACCUCCCCACCUGAAAUUUUUUAUACAUAUGAACUCCAAAUUACUGUUCUUAAUCAUUGCCAUGUAAAUAUACCCAGAAUCAAUGUGAACUUUUUUCAACAAGAACAUUUCUAUCACAGAGAAAUAAGGACCAUGAGGAUAAAAUUUACUUUGAUUUCAGUCUUGAAAAAACAAACAACCAUUAUAUUGAAUAAUGCUCAACUUGAAUAUAAUUCAUUGGACUUCUAACACGAUUUAGUUGGCUACAUGCCAUUUUGUUAUCUAUGUAACAUUUUAAGUGUUUAUAUGGUUUUUUUUUUCUAUGAAAAUUAAUUUCUUGUAAACUUAUGAUAUAUAUUACAUUGUAAAAGGCAUGAAAGAAAGGUCCCUUGAUGUGGCUAAAUGAUGUCAUAGAAUGGGAAUCCAAUCAUUUUAAUGCGACAACGCUUUAAUUUUAGACUAAUUUUAUCCAAAUUUAGUGCAAGUAAAAUUUAGUUGUAAAGAUAAAAAUGUAGUUUGGUGUUUAAACAUUUUUGGCUUUGUUUCUCAUUGAUGUCAGAAAAAAAAAUAAUUGUAAAGUUGUCAAAUUGGUGAAUAAAUCCUCGGUAGUAAAUCUGCUUUGCUAGAACUCAAAAUUUACAA
This is a messenger RNA of Anneissia japonica, 2794 nucleotides long. Its product is annotated as heterogeneous nuclear ribonucleoprotein R-like. Bases 159 to 2078 code for a protein of 639 amino acids. The transcript is spliced from 9 exons. The record is from RefSeq and is a predicted model, not a curated record. Lineage: Eukaryota; Metazoa; Echinodermata; Crinoidea; Comatulida; Comatulidae. Gene Ontology annotation, molecular function: mRNA binding. Gene Ontology annotation, cellular component: nucleus; ribonucleoprotein complex.